ACCCGCAGCUCAGAGCAAACUUUUUUUCUUCAGCAGCUGCUUUCCCAAGGCUUGGGACCAAGGAGUGAAUGUGAGCACUAACUACCGACUCUAGUUCAGACUUCUGUCCCUGUCAGCAGGACCAUGAGCCUGACCACUUGCGAGUGGAAAAAAGUGUUCUAUGAGAAGAUGGAGGUGGCAAAGCCAGCCGACAGCUGGGAGCUCAUCGCGGACCCUAACCUCAAGGCCAGUGAGCUGGCUCCUGGCUGGAAGCAGUACGUGGAGCAGCAUGCCUCCGGCAGGUUCCACUGCUCCUGGUGCUGGCACACCUGGCAGUCGGCCAACGUGGUCAUCCUCUUCCACAUGUACCUGGACCCUGCCCUGAGGAUCGGCUCAGUGCGCAUGCGCGUCUUCAAGCAGCUGUGCUACGAGUGCGGCUCGGCGCGGCUGGACGAGGCGAGCAUGCUGGAGGAGAACAUCGAGAGCCUGGUGGACAACCUCAUCAGCAGCCUGCGCGAGCAGUGCUACGGGGAGGACGGCGGCCAGUACCGCAUCCACGUGGCCAGCCGCCCAGACCGCGGGCCACACCGCGGCGAGUUCUGCGAGGCCUGCCAGGAAGGCAUCGUGCACUGGAAGCCCAGCGAGAAGCUGCUGGAGGAGGAGGCCGACGCGUCCAAGCAGAAGGCUCGGUUGGGCUACAACUUCUUCUCGUUUCGCUGGUGCAUCUUGUGGGGCGCCCUGUGCCUGCUCUUGGCCUACCUGCAGUUCUCCUUCCGCAGCCCCACUUUCCUUUAGGGGGUGGCGCUCGGGGCUGGGGCUGGGACUGGGGCGGGGUGGCGGGGUGGAGAGCAGGGAGGACACAGUGU
Fukomys damarensis (Damara mole-rat) is the source of this 845-nucleotide messenger RNA. It is a transcript of the gene Rtp2, whose product is annotated as receptor transporter protein 2. Gene Ontology annotation, cellular component: cell surface. Bases 124 to 774 code for a protein of 216 amino acids. The record is from RefSeq and is a predicted model, not a curated record. The transcript is spliced from 3 exons. Gene Ontology annotation, molecular function: olfactory receptor binding. Gene Ontology annotation, biological process: protein insertion into membrane; protein targeting to membrane; detection of chemical stimulus involved in sensory perception of bitter taste. NCBI's taxonomy places the organism in Eukaryota, Metazoa, Chordata, Mammalia, Rodentia, Bathyergidae.